Molecule: messenger RNA, 489 nt
Organism: Dentiscutata erythropus
Lineage: Eukaryota; Fungi; Glomeromycota; Glomeromycetes; Diversisporales; Gigasporaceae
Source: the annotation of a GenBank genome assembly
AUGCCACUUAACGUAACCCGGGCAUGUGACUCUUGUAGAAUUCGAAAGGCUAAGUGUGAUAAUGAUGUAUCCACUUCGUCAUUUACGAAAUGCACUCAAUGUGCGAAGCGCAAUCAAGAAUGCACUUACUAUAUGAAGGAAGGAAAUAAGCGUGGACCAAAGUCGAAAAAUUCUAAGAAUGAUAAACGUAAAAGGUCCAAAAAUAAUUCUAAGAACAAUAAACGUAAAAGGACCGAAAGAAAUCCUAUUGAUGGCAAACCUAUGAAAGAUGUAGAUCUGACUAAGGAAAUUUGCCAUGAGGGUGCCGUUAUACCUGUAGACCCUCCUUGUUUACCUGCUGAAUAUAUAGGAUACUUCAAUACAUUUUCGUUUACAAGAGAACAACUAGAGAUACUUUGUACUUUCAACCCGCAACCCUGUCAAUUCGUGAAUACUUCGGGACAUAUAUGUCAAGAAUCUUGCUUCAUCCGUUAUAGUAAUUUAUAUUAA